Messenger RNA from Gambusia affinis (western mosquitofish), 430 nucleotides. Its product is annotated as histone H2B 1/2. Gene Ontology annotation, molecular function: structural constituent of chromatin; DNA binding; protein heterodimerization activity. The transcript has a single exon. The coding region runs from base 10 to 384 and encodes 124 amino acids. Gene Ontology annotation, cellular component: nucleosome. The record is from RefSeq and is a predicted model, not a curated record. NCBI's taxonomy places the organism in Eukaryota, Metazoa, Chordata, Actinopteri, Cyprinodontiformes, Poeciliidae.
CACAUCAGAAUGCCUGAACCCGCCAAGUCUGCGCCUAAGAAGGGCUCCAAGAAAGCCGUGACCAAGACGGCCGGUAAAGGAGGCAAGAAGAGGAGAAGGACCAGGAAGGAGAGCUACGCCAUCUACGUCUACAAGGUGCUGAAGCAGGUCCACCCCGAUACCGGCAUCUCGUCGAAGGCCAUGAGCAUCAUGAACUCGUUCGUUAACGACAUCUUUGAGCGCAUCGCCUCCGAGGCCUCCCGUCUGGCUCACUACAACAAGCGCUCCACCAUCACCUCCAGGGAGAUCCAGACGGCCGUGCGCCUCCUGCUGCCCGGUGAGCUGGCCAAGCACGCCGUGUCUGAGGGCACCAAGGCGGUCACCAAGUACACCAGCUCCAAGUAAACCUACGGUUUACCAUCAAAACCCAAAGGCCCUUUUUAGGGCCACA